AUGUCGAAUCUGUAUAAUAGAAAGCUUGAACAAUUUCAAGCAAAACUUCAACAAAAUCUAGAUUUGGCAGAUGAAGAAAUCGAUCGUCUUACGCAAUAUUUGCAAUCUGUUAAACUCGAAAUUAUUGAUACAUCCGACCAAAUUCAUCGCUAUGAAACUCAAUACAUCCAAAAUAAACAAGAAAAAUCUGGUUUUCAGCUUAAAAUGAUUAGUAAAAAGAACGCAAGUUUAGCAAAAAUGGAAGCAGAACAUCAAAAUUCAGUUGUUGAGCUAAGAAAGGACCAUAUUAAGAAAAUGAAUAGCUUACGCGAAGACUUUGAUAAAUCUAUGACAGAUAUUAACUCACAAGGCGAAAAUGUUAAUGAUAAAGAACUUCAACAAUACGAUCUUGAAAUCAAACGACUCGAAGCAAAAAUCAAUAGAACAUCUACUCGAAUUAGUGGUAUUUCUUCCGAAAAUGUUGAUGACGAUGGAGAUCAAACCUCAGAUCAAUUAAAUGACGAAGAAGCUACAUAUCUAAAGCAUUCACUCGAUCUUCAGAAACAGAAAAUUAAAUAUUUACAAGGAAAUAUCAAGCAGAGAGAUAGCGAAAGGCUUGAGGCUCUUCAAGAGGCAAAAGAUCAACUUAAUCAUGCGGUUUCAACACUUGAAAGCCUUGAAGCACAGUACCUUGCAAAGAUGAACAAUUAUAAAGAAUCUUUAGAGAACAUGGACAAGCAAUAUCACAAAAGUAUUUCAAAUUUAGAAAAAGGACAACAAAAAACAAUAAUUCAGGUCAAAAAGAAGUUAGUCAAAUAUAACCAAAGGAUUUCUGAAUUGAGAAAGAAUAUUAAAAAGACAGAAGAAUCUCAACAACGCAAAAUUUCUGAAAUGACUGAAAAACGUAACAAUUUUAUUGCCCAAUACACACAAAUUGCAAACAAGACAAUAGAAAUGCCAAAUACAGAAGAAACACAUGAAGUUGAAAGACAAUUGGACAAUCUCAAAGUACUUUUAACACAAAAAGAAACAGAAUUAGAUUCAGCAAGAGCAGAAAAUCAAAACUUAAAGCGAGAAAUAGGAAGAAUUAACCAUGAAAAUAAAAUGGCCAAACGAAGAGCAGCUUUAGGCCUUCAAUAA
This is a messenger RNA of Trichomonas vaginalis G3, 1119 nucleotides long. RefSeq lists its product as uncharacterized. Bases 1 to 1119 code for a protein of 372 amino acids. The record is from RefSeq and is a predicted model, not a curated record. NCBI's taxonomy places the organism in Eukaryota, Parabasalia, Trichomonadida, Trichomonadidae. The transcript has a single exon.